CUCCCUAUUGCUUUCCCCUCUUCUACAUACCUGCAAUCCGCUCUCUACCGCGCGCAUUGCAUCCGCGCCCCCAAUCUACAAAACUCAGGUUCUCGUCCGAUGCGCUAAACAAUCAAACUUAUGCUCCGCCAGGCCGUCCGAGGAGCUCGGAAGUAUCAGCAUGUGGCCCGCAGAGGCUCUAGGGCUUUCGCCCUGGUAGCGCCACGAUUCCUUCACUAUGGUGGUAUGAAAGACAAAAUCAACUUCUUCGAAAAGACAACGCCGGGGAGUAAGCAUAUCAGGCAAAUCGAUCCCGAGGCCGAGGACCGCGCCGAGCUAGAAGAAGUGGAGGCUGAGUUGGCCAAGAUAAACAAAGAUUUGGAAAUCCUGCAAGAGGGUCCUUUCGGUCCUAAUAGUCCGUUCAUCCGCGGGUUGCCGGAGAAGGAGCGAGCCAUUGCACUCGAAGUCAUUCGAAAACAUGAGGCCGAGCAUGGCUCUCGCAAAUCCAAACUAAAGUUGGACGACGUGUUCGGCGAUGACCUUGAUACCAUGCUGGAGGAAGAAUUUCGAGGGAUGGCCGAAGAGGGAGAAAAUUGGUACAAGAAUGUGGACAAUAAAGAUUCACGCAGAAAGGUUCCUAGGAAAUCCUACGAGAUCACACCGGCCGAGACAGAACAUCGCCCUUAUGUCGAAAAGUUCAAUGAGAAUUUGAGGUUUAUAGCAAAUGGAACGUCGGAUGAGGCGCGGGCACAGGAAGUUUGGAAGUGGUAUCGCCGCUGCAAACGUAUUAUCCCUGGGUUUUUGCGCUCGAUACCGGCAGACGCCUGGACGCUUUUGUGGGACUCGCAGGCUCAAGAAAGCUUACCGGGGGCUCAAGUUGCGACGCACAUCAAAACCCUUGCUGAAGAUGCUACCUCUAUUGGUUUUCCGCUCUCGACACGACGAAUUAUUUCUUAUAUCGAGGCCCUUCAUGUAAUGGGGAGAGUGGGCAUUGCCCUGGAGAAGUGGGAAGCCCACCAGGCAGGACUUUGUCAAACGAAGGAAGACCUGGAAGCGUAUUGGAUAUUGGGAGUACAACUCUUCUCCGCGGAAGGUAAUCCUCAGCGAGCGCAGGACAUUGCCUUAGCAUUCCUCGCGAACGAUUCAUCCCGUGAGCCUCGUAUUCUCAUCCCUAUCAUAACAGCAUGGGCCGAGCAGCCCGGGAAGGAGGCAGAGACCAAGGCGUGGGCGUUGUACCUCCAACUCAGAGCCUUUCGUGAUCACCAAAUGACAAUGAAUGACUACGACACCAUCAGCAUCGGUCUGCUAAAAGCCGGCAAGCUGGACCUGGCGAUAGCUGUGUUCAAAGACAUGAUGGUGACCGGCCGUGAUCCGGCACACGACUCAACCGCACUUUACAAAGCGGCCCUCGGCCUGGCUGGCAAUCUUCAAGCCUCCAGCGUCUCAGAGCAAGACGUCAAUAGGGUUUCAUUAUCAACCCUAACUCUUCUGCCCCGACGAUUUCAGAAUCGGUUCUUCUACGCCAGCUGGAUGAAGAAACUUAUCGGCAUGGGUGAGGUAGACUCCGCAGCACUGGUCGUGGAGUUGAUGUACGAAAGAGGCAUCACUCCGGAUACCAAACACCUCAAUGGUAUUGUUGCCGCAUGGUUGCGGGACGGUGACGCUGUAUCACGAGAGAAGGCCGAACGCCUUGGGUGGGCGAUGGUUCAGCGACGGAUUGACUCAGCCUGGGCACGGAUCAUGGUAGUGGGGGAAGCACCCAAGGUUGAUAUCAAUCAGAAGCAGGACAUGGAUCGCGCUCGCAUGCCGAAGUUCAUGCAGCGUUCUAUGCCCAGCGCUACCAUUGAGACCUUUUCGAUCCUUCUCCUUCACUACACCCGUAGGAGUGACGAGGACAUGGUCAAAUACCUGAUCAAAUGCUUGGGCGAUGCGCGCCUUCAGCCCAACUCGUACUUCAUGAACCACCUUCUCUACGCGGAGCUUAGGAAAGAAAACAUACAGGCCUUGUGGCGGAAAUACAAAUCACUGUCCACUGUGACUCAACCGGACCUUGAAACAUUUGCGUGCUUGUGGGACUGUGGCAAGCUUCAGUACGACCGCAGCCGGACUGCCUUUGUGGCCGACUUUCCCAGCGCGCGCGGUCUUUUCUCGGAAAUGAUGCGAUGGUUCGCUCAGCUGCCGAAUCGCGGCCAAUCGCUCGCUCGGGAAGAGUUCUCUAAGGAGUUCUACGAUCAAAUCAUCCGUUGCUUCUGUCUUUCCAAGGACCUUCAUGGAACGCUCGUUGCUCUUCAUGCGUUGCGUGCCAUGUUUGGCUUUGCCCCUGAUGCAACCACCGUCCGUGCGAUUGUUCUUCAGGUGGCCCGGAUGGCCGGCGUACCGGCUAACACGCCUAAGCGCCGUCUUCGACGUCUUUCCAGCACUCCGAGGAGCAAGGAUAAUGUUGCGCAUGUACAAAGAUUGGUACAAAUGCUCACCGACCGCAAGAACGCUGCGCUGGAGGCUCGGGGUCAAAAUUUGGAGGGGCUUGAGCCCGAUGAACAAGAGCAGUUUCUGCUGGAAAUCAUGGCCGAAUUGCUGCGUGCGGUCAUGAAUCGAACCGCUCAACAUCCGACUCGCGUUGAGGCGGACAUUGUGACGGUGGCUGAGGAGAUGGCAGUAUCUGGGAUUGACCUAGGGUCGGCACUCGACGGCGAUAGCCAAUUAUUUUGAGCUUGUCUUGAAGAGCGUGUCUCUGGGCUGUUCGGCGCUUACGUUGGGAUAUGUUUUGCAGCGUUAUAGACGGCGUCUUGGGUGAUCAUAUCGGGAUUAUGUAUAUACAUAAACAGAACGGUCCAGUUAUUUCUUUCUUUCAAACGGAGAAUAAUUCCUCUUCUCAAGGUUU
Messenger RNA from Aspergillus saccharolyticus JOP 1030-1, 2860 nucleotides. Its product is annotated as pentatricopeptide repeat protein. The record is from RefSeq and is a predicted model, not a curated record. Gene Ontology annotation, molecular function: protein binding. Lineage: Eukaryota; Fungi; Ascomycota; Eurotiomycetes; Eurotiales; Aspergillaceae. The coding region runs from base 121 to 2688 and encodes 855 amino acids. The transcript has a single exon.